CUCUCUCCUUCCUUCCAGGAGUCAGAUGGUGGCUUGUAUAUCUGCAUGAACACGUUCCUGGGCUUUGGGAAGCAAUAUGUGGAAAAGCACUAUCAGAAAACAGGCCAGCGGGUCUACCUGCACCUCAAAAGAACACGGAAACCGAAGGAAGAGGACACCAACGCCAGUGCUGGGGACCCUCCAAGGAAGAAACCAACUCGCUUGGCUAUCGGUGUAGAAGGUGGAUUUGACAUCACAGAGGAAAAGUUUGAAUAUGACGAAGAUGUAAAAAUAGUAAUUUUCCCAGAGCAUUUGGAUAUUCCUCGUGAUGGGCUGGAGGGACUACCAGACAUGGUCAAAGACAGGAUUGCCAGUGCAGUCGAGGCCAUCCUGACAGCAGAUUCAGCAUCACGGAAGCAGGAGGUGCAGGCUUGGGAUGGGGAGGUUCGACGUGUUUCCAAACAUGCUUUUUCCCUGCAACAACUUCAGAACGAUGUCCGGAUCCCACCAUGUGGCUGGAAGUGCAGCAAGUGUGACAUGAGGGAGAACCUGUGGCUGAACAUGACCGACGGAGCCAUCCUCUGCGGCCGGCGCUAUUUUGAUGGCAGUGGUGGCAACAACCACGCGGUCGAGCAUUACCGGGAAACCGGCUACCCACUGGCUGUGAAACUGGGAACAAUUACUCCUGACGGGGCCGAUGUCUACUCCUAUGAUGAGGAUGACAUGGUGUUGGAUCCCAACCUGGCAGAACACCUUGCUCACUUUGGGAUUGACAUGCUCAAGAUGCAGAAGACAGACAAGACGAUGACAGAACUGGAAAUAGACAUGAACCAGCGCAUUGGGGAGUGGGAGCUCAUCCAGGAGUCUGGCGUGCAGCUCAAGCCCCUCUAUGGGCCUGGGUACACCGGUAUCCGUAACCUGGGCAACAGUUGCUACCUCAAUUCCGUGAUGCAGGUGCUGUUCAGUAUCCCAGACUUCCAGAGAAAGUAUGUGGACAAGCUGGAGAAGAUAUUCCAAAGUGCACCUUCGGACCCCACACAGGACUUCAGCACACAAGUAGCCAAACUGGGCCACGGACUGCUUUCUGGGGAGUAUUCAAAGCCAGCUUCUGCAGAUGGGGAACAGCAGCCCGAUCAAAAGGGUAUGCAAAAUGGCAUUGCUCCACGCAUGUUUAAGGCCCUCAUUGGAAAGGGGCACCCAGAAUUUUCCACCAACCGACAGCAAGACGCCCAAGAAUUCUUUCUGCACUUCAUCAACAUGGUGGAGAGGAACUGCCGAAGCUCGGAGAACCCUAAUGAGGUUUUCCGCUUUCUGGUGGAGGAGAAGCUGAAGUGCCUGGCCACAGAAAAGGUGAAAUAUACCCAGCGUGUGGACUAUAUCAUGCAGCUGCCCGUGCCCAUGGAUGCUGCACUCAACAAAGAUGAACUACUGGAAUAUGAGGAGAAGAAGCGGCAGGCAGAGGAGGAGAAGCAGCCACUGCCUGAGCUGGUGCGAGCCAAGGUGCCUUUCAGCUCCUGCCUAGAGGCCUAUGGAGCUCCAGAGCAGGUGGAUGAUUUCUGGAGCACAGCCUUGCAGGCCAAGUCUGUGGCUCUCAAAACAACACGGUUCGCCUCUUUCCCGGAUUAUCUGGUGAUCCAGAUCAAGAAAUUCACUUUUGGUCUGGACUGGGUGCCCAAAAAGCUUGAUGUCUCCAUUGAAAUGCCAGAGGAGCUGGACAUCUCUGCACUGCAAGGGACGGGGCUGCAAGAUGGAGAAGAAGAAAUGCCAGACAUCGCACCCCCACUGGUGACACCAGACGAGCCCAAAGGUAGCCUGGGGUUCUAUGGCAACGAGGACGACGACUCCUUCUGCUCCCCUCACUUCUCCUCUCCGACAUCCCCCAUGCUGGAUGAGUCGGUGAUUAUCCAGCUGGUGGAGAUGGGCUUUCCCAUGGACGCCUGCCGCAAAGCCGUGUACUACACGGGGAACAGCGGGGCUGAGGCUGCCAUGAACUGGGUCAUGUCACAUAUGGAUGAUCCAGACUUUGCUAACCCGUUGGUUCUCCCUGGAUCCAGUGGACCAGGGUCAACUAUUGCCUGCCCAGACCCUCCUUCAGAAGACAGCGUGGCCACCAUCGUCUCCAUGGGCUUCUCCCGGGACCAGGCUAUGAAAGCUCUUAGAGCCACGAACAACAGUCUGGAGCGUGCCGUGGAUUGGAUCUUUAGUCACAUCGAUGACCUUGACGCAGAAGCUGCUAUGGAUAUCUCAGAGGGGCGCUCGGCAGCCGAGUCCAUCUCCGAAUCUGUCCCUGUGGGUCCUAAAGUGCGCGAUGGGCCUGGAAAAUAUCAGCUGUUUGCCUUCAUCAGCCACAUGGGCACUUCGACUAUGUGUGGGCACUACGUUUGUCACAUCAAGAAAGAUGGCAGGUGGGUGAUCUACAACGACCAGAAAGUCUGUGCUUCUGAGAAGCCCCCCAAGGAUCUGGGCUACAUCUACUUCUACCAGCGGAUUCCCAGCUAGGACAUCCUCUCGCCGUGGGUGGUGGGGGCAGAGUGGGCUGUGAAGG
This is a messenger RNA of Calidris pugnax (ruff), 2524 nucleotides long. RefSeq names its product ubiquitin specific peptidase 5 (isopeptidase T) (gene USP5). Gene Ontology annotation, molecular function: cysteine-type deubiquitinase activity; zinc ion binding; protein binding. The record is from RefSeq and is a predicted model, not a curated record. The transcript is spliced from 19 exons. Bases 46 to 2478 code for a protein of 810 amino acids. Lineage: Eukaryota; Metazoa; Chordata; Aves; Charadriiformes; Scolopacidae. Gene Ontology annotation, biological process: protein deubiquitination.